This is a messenger RNA of Daldinia childiae, 3486 nucleotides long. RefSeq lists its product as uncharacterized. Bases 1 to 3486 code for a protein of 1161 amino acids. Gene Ontology annotation, molecular function: cobalt ion transmembrane transporter activity; cobalt ion binding; magnesium ion transmembrane transporter activity. Gene Ontology annotation, biological process: transmembrane transport; metal ion transport. NCBI's taxonomy places the organism in Eukaryota, Fungi, Ascomycota, Sordariomycetes, Xylariales, Hypoxylaceae. Gene Ontology annotation, cellular component: membrane. The record is from RefSeq and is a predicted model, not a curated record. The transcript is spliced from 10 exons.
AUGACGGAUGAGAGACCGAGCCCAUUGCGUCGGGCUGGCUCAUUUCCGCCCCAAGAUCAACUGCAUUCUUCACAGCAACCUGGGAAUGACUCUUUACAGCAAUUCUCUGAUGAUGUACGACAUGUUCCGCCUCAGGGUCGGGAUCGCGUCCGCUUCGUAGCCGAACCCGAGGAGCUCGGUCCGUAUGAAUUUGUCACCGAUAAUCGACAUGGGCAUACGCCAGUCCUCUUGCCCAUUUCUCGUACAGGGAGAGAUUAUGUCAAUCCACAAUAUGUAUAUGCUCAGCCAAUGCCAGUGAAUUCGGCACCGUACUCUCGAUUUAAUGUACCAGAGGCUAUAGCGCCUUAUACCACGCCGCGGCUGGGUCGAGAUCGUCGUGGCCGCCGCUCUACUACGGACUCAUAUCUCUCAGAUCGUAGCCAGUCUUAUAUGCCAACGAGGAGUGAACGCGGAAGAGUCAGGUUUGCCGAACCAGAGAAUCUACCGCACCGUUUAUAUUCUCACUCUUCAUCGCCGUCGCCGCCUUCGCUACCUUCAAGGUACCCAAGUGUCUAUACGGAGGAUGAAUCUGAGAGUUCAGAUUCAGAAGCCUCUCGUAAUCGGUCUCGUUCGAGGUCAAGGCAUAGCCGAUACCAGAGCUCAUACACGAACGACUCGGAUUCGGACGAAGAAGGCUUUGAUGAGCUCAUGGGUGGCAAGGUAUUUCAAUUUGUCCCUUCGCGAACUUCCAAGGCACUUUCAAAAAGCGGCCAUAGUAUCGAAAGCGAUAUUUCAUUCGAGAAGUCCGAGGAUGGGGUCUCUGGAGCGAGGGAUGAGCCAAGUGUUCCUAGGGCCACCGAUGUUCUUCACAUAUAUCAAUCUCAAUACACUGGGGACGCGGUCUCAGACGGAACACAUACCGCAAAAUUGACCGUAAUACAUGACCCUAAAAGGCAGCGACAGCCCCUCUUUAGAUGGGUGCAUCUGGAGCAACGUAUGAUGAAUCUCGAUGAGCUCUCCACCGAGAUUGCACGAAUCCCCGCCAUUACCGACUCGGAACGCAACGGGUUCGCGAAGCUGCUUGCCGAAGUAAAGAAAUCAUCCGUCAAGGUUAGGCCUACGGCAAAAGGGAAUAAUGUGCGACACAUGGACCCGAAGCCUAUCCGCGUGACCAUUCCUCCCGAUGGGCGUACAAAAGGCCAGACCUCGAGGUUUGUAACUUGGCUAUGCGUGCCGUACUUUUCGCUCGAGAAGUAUUCGGGACUCUUGUCGGCUAGCACAGUCUCUUCUUUUCCAAUCGAAACUUUACUACAAUCGGAAUAUGCUCGCACUACGCAAGAGCGUGAUAUGCAACAGGCCGUCUGCAAGAAUGGAGAGGUUCCCGAUGGCCACUGCUUCCACAUAGCACAGCUGUGGUGUAUCGUGUUGGACAAUACUCUGCUUAUCACAUGCGGUCGAAUGCCAAGUUCCACUUUAAGAGGUGAUAUUAUACGUAUAGCUAACGAACCUUUGAAGGAUUCUAAUAGCAAAGGGAAGAAAAUAUACGUGUCUUACUAUGACACUGUUCUUUGGGAGCUUCCAUUGGAAUCCUGCUCAACUUGGAUACACCCGUCUCCUCCAGCUAUUGGUGUUUUACAACCAAUUAGAGAAGAAGUCAAAGGCGUCGAACGCAAAGAAUCAGCGACAGAGAAUACCGAUAACAAGAACACAAAGGUUGAGAAAUAUCAGACUACUGACGACAAAUUUCACGUAUUCUCGUGGCUGGAAAUGGCUGAAAGUGAGGACGACAGUGGAGAGCUGGAUGUCGAAGCGCUGGUUACAAACCUCCAAGAAGCAGAAGAUUACCUACUCAAGUCGACAAGUUUGAGGGAUCGAAAUGCAUACCACAACUGCAAUGUGUCUUCACAGAGCUCUGUCCACGCAUAUCUAAGAGGUAAAGGGUUGAGGAUAGAAAAGACUGACGAAAAUUCCGCGGAAAAGCGAGGGUACGAAACCAAAAUCGAUUUCUAUAACGCGGCCGAUAUUAUUUUCUCUUUCUUCCUCCCACAAGUAUUAAGCGAAGACGCGCCGACAAUAGGGAAGUUCUGGGGUGCGGUUGAGAGCUUAGUAGAGAUACCAGACGCAAGAGUCAAUGAGGACAAUCGAAUUGAACGAGAAAGAGUAUCACAACGGAAUGCUAACAUACACAAUAACCUGCACCCGCUUAGAUCUACUCUCAGAGGACUAACGAGAGUGAUAAAAUCAUUCCAGGAUAUUCUAUCCCACGCGCCAGCCUCUCUCCGAACUAAGGUAGAGGUGCCCGACGGUCUCGUCCGUGCUUGGUUACAUUUGGUCAUCGCCCUUAUUCAGGCGUCACAAAACGACGAAGCUUGGAACGAAAACAUAAACGUCGCGGAAGCUUUGAUACGAAGAGGAAUGGACGACAUCACUGUCGUCGUCGAAGUGGACGAAUUGCCUACGGAGGACCUGCUCUCCAGCUCCGUAAUCCAACCGAUGGAACUCGUCACAUUAAUUAGUUUAAAGCUACUCCAAGACUCUACGGGGACGUAUUCAAGUAUUAAUGAUACAUAUUCUAAUUAUCUCAAAGGACUGGAGAAUGAUAUCACCGCCAACACCUCCGAUCGUUCGCAUCAGUUCCGCAUCACUCUUUUCAAGCAAGAGGUCGCCGUGAUUCGUCGAGUGAUUGCAUCACAGUUGAACGUUGUAGACGGCAUGACUGUGCCUCAGAAACCAUAUUGGGGCGACCAAACCCGUAGGGAGAGGGAGAUGCUAGAUAAGGAGCGUGAGAAAUCAAAAGCCGAGGCUGCGAGGAUGCGAUCGCGAUCCUAUCAAAAACAAGGUGCAGCAUACGUGGACAAGCUCGACGCGUACGAAAGUUAUAGCCAUAAUUACCCCAGGAGCGUAUCAGUCCUUCCCGGCUCUCACUUCACGCCAGCCGGUCACCCUGACGCCUUCUCCAAGCUGGUAUCCACCGAUCCUGGCGGGUUCAGGGAGCUCCUCGGCCGCGAGUGUAAGGCCUGGUUGGAGCGCAGGGACAGCGAAUUCCUGGAGCUCGACGUCGAGGCGUCACGGCUCGAGAUCAUGAAUGCCAACAAAAUCGAAGUGACUAAGGAUCGACAGGAAGCAGCGGUCUACGCCUUCACCAUGGUCACCAUUAUCUUUUUGCCACUUAGUACCAUCAGCUCUAUCUUCGGUAUGAACUCCAGCGACGUGCGCGACAUGGACCUCGGACAGUGGGCGUAUUGGGCGGCAGCCUUACCUACUACUAUCGCGGUAAUCAUCAUGGGUCUGUGGUGGAUGGGCGAAUUACAUAACUUGAUCGACUGGGUGAGAGGGCUCCCCUCUCGGUCGAACAGGAGCUAUGCACGAGUGUCGCGCCCAGCUGCAAACGGCGUCAUAUAUUACCCCCAGGGAGACUAUCCUGGGAGAGACCCGCAACAGGUGAUGAGACCAUAUAGCCGGGCGACUCUGGGCCCGCCAGUGCCGCGGACGUCAUGGCGGUACUAA